Trichomonas vaginalis G3 is the source of this 504-nucleotide messenger RNA. RefSeq names its product glycine-rich protein family. The record is from RefSeq and is a predicted model, not a curated record. The transcript has a single exon. NCBI's taxonomy places the organism in Eukaryota, Parabasalia, Trichomonadida, Trichomonadidae. Bases 1 to 504 code for a protein of 167 amino acids.
AUGAAUGAUAUCCUUAUCGCCUCUGGCUCUGGAGGAGGUUCCCGGCGGUUAUGGCGGUUUUAUUGGACACAAGGUCAGGAUUUUAUAUAUCAAAAAUAUAAUGCUGGAGGUGGUACCCAAACUAGAGGUGGUGGCGGGAGCCACUAUGAUGUUGAAGGUAAUAUAUGCGAUUCUUAUGCAGGAUCGCGUUUGAAAGGCGGUGAUGCUAACAAUUUCCGUGGAGCCUCGGCUGGGGGUGGUGGAGGUGGUUAUUAUGGCGGCGGUGGCGGCGUGGAUGUCGUCGGUGGCGGUGGUGGAAGUAGUUUCGUGAGAAGUGAUUCAAUAUCGUUCACUUUUUAUAAUGGAAGUGAAUUAUUCAAAUCUCCAACCGGUGCACUAGAACGAGGCCACCAUGGUCAUGGCACCAUAAUAAUCCAACCAAUACUUGUUUGUUCUGCUAACAAAUUCUACUUCGAUAAUCACUUUUUGUCAACAUUACUUUUCAUUUUAUUAGAAUUCAAAUAA